AGUGUUGUCCUCGUACAAACUUCAAAAUAACCAAAAAUAGUGUCCUCGAACCGAACUCACGGUCAGUUGAACGUCCAGUUCUCUCGAAAGGCAUUGUGAUAUCGAUCGACGCGGAUGCCAGGAUCGGUGUGAGUCUAUGUGGUGCAAUUUGCGGUGAUGUGGUUGUGCUCUUUGGGAUUAGCUCGAGAAGCCUCGGGAAAGUUCGACGUUGGAUAUCGAGGCUGAACUUCUGACAGAGAUUCUGCGACUACUAGUCAAGGAAACCGAAUGACGUCGUCCAACGACAGUAAGUCUAAAAAGGCUCCAGGGAGCUUGCAAGAUAUCCCGGACCUGUGGAUCGUUCAAUAGACAGCUUCAAGAUGUCCUGCGUGGGGGUGCCUCGCUACGAGGAUGGAUUCCGAUUGGUUGGUCCUCCGUCCGAGUGCUCCCUCAGGAGCAAGGCUCGGAUCGAUGCUCUCUUCGAGGAGUCCAGAUCGAUUUAUGGUUCCACCGUGGGUGGUUGGUACGGGGGCGUCUCCACGAUGAACUCGAACCAGGUAGACGACGUCGGGACGGAUGAACAAAGGAGGGUGAACAGCGCCGUCCAGGCGCGAAUCGAGGCGAUGUUCGCUUCCGUGGAAGCUGAAAGCGGAACACCCGGGGAAUGCGCCGCUGCCAUUUUGCCGGUGAAGUACUUGGGAGCAGCUCCGGUUGGCGGCCGCGUGGCGAGCGUCCGCGGUCUUCAAGAGCCACUUCGUCAGCUCUUGGAGCGCAUGGAGGUCUCGGUGAGAGCCGAACUCGAGGUCUCCAGACGUGGACUGACAUUUCGCACAGCGGACGCCUGCGAGAGGAACAACCCUUUUCGAAGAAUCGCCGUGUGGAGCGCUCUCAGGCUGCGCGGCAAGAGGACGCCAUCGGGCGACGUCCAUUACGCUUUUCUGCCAUUGGUCGGCGACCAUGAUCAGAGCCAAGCAGGCGAAGAUAAGCAUGCCGAUCUGUACAGGACCAUGAGGGGUUUGAAAACAACCGUGGACAACUAUCCGCCCAUUUUCGCAGUGGUGAUGCGACGGCCAGGGGCGAACAGGUUGCUAGAAUGCCAUGCAUUCGCCUGUGAGAUGGAGGAGGACGCCGUGGCUGCUGCUGCCACGCUUUACAGAGCCCUGCUCGCGGAUCUGGACGGGAACCGUCGUCGCCCGAGGCACACGAAUGGCGUCGGUUGCAUCAGCUUGGCCUCUGUCGCGUCGAGCGUUAGAGAACCCAGUCCAAGCAGCAGAAUCACCACCAAGACGAACAUCCUGCAGUCGGACCAAGCUCGAACCCCCCCUUCGCACCCAAUAAGACCCCCCAGGACAAAGAAGACCUCGGUCUCCAGCUCUGUUACCGAAGAAGAGACUGGCAAGUCGGAGGAUGUUCAGAAAGCACCCAGGAGGAAGAAGAAGAUCUCUGACAUCAAGGCAGAGGACAUCUUGGAGGCUCGAGGAAGGAGACGAGAGAAUCCAAAGGAUACAACAACUCCACUGCCUCAGACUUUCAAUUCCGUCCAAAAGAACUUCGAUACGAGGCUGUCCAAGGAGGAGGAGCGACAGAACUCGAAGAACAAGCUGUACGGAAGCAAGUCAAAUACCCCGGACAAUAUCGAGAUAGAGCACUCCGUUGAUCCAAAAGAGAAGGCAUACGAUGUUGGUACGAAUGGAUUCUACGAAAGGGUAAUGAAUAAAUACGAGAAGCUCCCUGUGAAGAACGAUAGUCCGAGGAAACAGAGUCCCUUGAAAGAAACAAAGGACCUCAAGAAGCAAAAGUCCGAGAAGACCCGCGAAUCGUACGACCUGACACCUGUGGGAGGCGCUGUGAAGAGGCAAGAGACGUACUCCCCUAAGCUGGAGGUGGUGAUCUACGACAGGGUCGAGAAGACCAGCUGCAAAGACGAGGAGAACUCGAUAUACGAGCGGAACAGCAAACGGGGUAGCAAGGAGAGGCUCUAUGAGGAUCACUUCAAGGACGCAGAGAAGAUCUAUACUCUUUCCCAAGAGGAUGGACAGAGUGGCAGAGACAGCAGGCUUGGGCGAAACAAGAUAAGGAGUUCCCAGGAGAAUAUCUUUUUCGCUAAGUCUGCCCACAGUGACACUUACCAAAUGAUUCAGGAGGUCCCUGGGGACUCCGUGUCCGUUGAACGCAGACGUUCGAGAGACCAAGAGAAGGGCUCGUCUGGAAGAAGAGUCAGCAGAGUGGUCACUAUGGACAAGCCGCUGAGGAAGCAGCUGACCGAUUCCUCGACGAACUUGCACGUGCCAGAGUACAGUCAGCCCAGAGUCAGGAAGAGGAGCAGAGCAGGCAGCGAGCCGCCUGUCAGCCACACGGACGAAGCGAUGAAGGUUGUUGUGCAGGAAGGUAACCUGAAGAGGUCCCAAAGCGACAUGGAUAUGGACAGGGGCGAUCUGAUGACCAGAGUCGAGCUACCCAGAAGGAGUAGCUUCCUGAAGCCUGGAAGCGCCAGAAGACCGAACAGUAUCAAAGGUGGAACACCUUUAGGAUUCACGGAGCUGUUCGACGAGUUCAGGAAUCAGGAGGGCCUAACCAGCGUUGACGACAUAUUGGCGGCCAUUAUUGAUCCCGAGGGGAUGUCCUUCAACGACUUGAAGCCUUUGUACAAGGAGUUCUUGUUGAAACUGGCAGCGACGUUGACACAGGACGAACUGUACCAGAGGUCCGCCAGCAUAAUGAGAAGACGUCGGAGGCCGCAACGUAGACAGUCGAGUCGUCGUACCUGUCUGCUAGGCAAGGCCAUCAAGAGGUCCGUGUCGAGGCUAAAGGGUGGACCUACGGAGUUCACUUCUGUGAUAUUCCCAGCGAGGAGACUGAACGACAGCUUCGGUAGCAGUUCGUCCUGCGACGCGAGGAACAAUCAUCGGAACAGGGUCUUGGCUAACAGGCUGGGGAAGAAGAGGUCCUCCUGGAGGAUGAGCAAGACUGGAGGUUGCCAUACGACAUCGGAGGACAGCGACACGUGUGAGUAG
Messenger RNA from Hylaeus volcanicus, 2993 nucleotides. RefSeq lists its product as uncharacterized. The coding region runs from base 360 to 2993 and encodes 877 amino acids. The transcript is spliced from 6 exons. The record is from RefSeq and is a predicted model, not a curated record. NCBI's taxonomy places the organism in Eukaryota, Metazoa, Arthropoda, Insecta, Hymenoptera, Colletidae.